This is a messenger RNA of Mixia osmundae IAM 14324, 1407 nucleotides long. RefSeq lists its product as uncharacterized. Lineage: Eukaryota; Fungi; Basidiomycota; Mixiomycetes; Mixiales; Mixiaceae. The coding region runs from base 1 to 1407 and encodes 468 amino acids. The record is from RefSeq and is a predicted model, not a curated record. Gene Ontology annotation, molecular function: RNA endonuclease activity. Gene Ontology annotation, cellular component: preribosome, small subunit precursor. Gene Ontology annotation, biological process: ribosomal small subunit biogenesis; maturation of SSU-rRNA. The transcript is spliced from 3 exons.
AUGAGCCGAGUCAAGUACCUGGUGCUCGACGCAGCGCCGCUCAUCGAGACGUCGGCUGCAUCGCUGAGGGGCAGAGCGAUCACGUAUGUGACGACGCAAGAUGUGCUCAACGAGAUCAGAGAUAAGACGAGUCGGGAUUUGCUGCAAGAUACAGAUUACCUCGGUCUCGGAGACGUGGGAGCAGAGAAGACUGGUCUGCAAACGCAAGAGCCGUCUGCAGAAGCGCUUCUGAAAGUCACUUCAUUCGCUAAGCUCACUGGCGAUAUUGCCGUGCUCAGCAAGGAAGACAUUCGUAUCAUCGCAUUGACACUAACGCUCGAGAUUCAAGAGAAUGGCUUGUAUCGAGUCCGACCCGAGCCAGGCAAGCCAAGCCAGUUUGAGCUCGACAAGGCAGCAAAGAAAGCUAGACUUGCAGAGAGAAAGCAGGCCGCUUGGCGGGCGAAGCAGUCCGGCUCUCCGCUAGCCUCUACAUCAUCGCAUAGCCCUCCUUCUGAGCACAGAUCGAUCCUGCAAGAUGACGUACAUCCAGACGGCCAUGUCCCCGAGCAGGGUGACCAUCGUGACGAAAGCGGCAGGUCAUCCGAGCCCGAGCCUGCGCUCGUCGCCAGUGCUUCGAACGAGGGUGAACACAGCGGCGACGAGUCAGAUUCAUCUGCUGGUUCUUGGAUCACUCCAGAGAACGUCAUACAGCACAAAGUACGCGAUCAGGGCCUGUUUGGCACCUUAGCGGCGCAGACCGAGCAAGGAUCGACCGAUACGCUCCGAGACGGCAAGAUUAAAUCGGCCUGUAUGACGGGCGACUAUGCUAUGCAGAACGUGAUGCUCCAGAUGGGUCUCAACGUACUUGGAUCCGCCGGCAAGCUGGUCACGGAAGUGAGGACCUGGAUCUUGCGCUGUCAUGCUUGCUUCAAGUUGUGUAAAGAUCCAGCGAAGAAGUUCUGCCCUUCUUGCGGAAACGAUACGCUCCUGCGUACUUCGAUCACAUAUGUCCCUGCUUCGCCGGACAACCCACGAGGCUACAUCUUGCAUCUCAAGAAGAACUUCCAAUAUCGCAACAGAGGUACGAUCUACAGCAUACCUUCGCCCAAGCCAGGAUCAGCCAAGCCAAGCCAAUCGAAGCAACAGAAUGGAGCAACCCUCAUCUUGCGGGAAGACCAGAAGGAGUACCAACGGGGGCUAAGACGGGCAGAGAUACUGAAAGCCAAAGAAGACAAGGCACUCGCGAAAGCGAUCGCCAGAGGCGGACCGAAUGCCACACUCGAUUGGGAGCCUGCAAUGCUGAUGGGUCAUCAUGCCAAGGGCCGUCGGGCAGACCAGCACGAUCAGGUCGGCAAGGACGGUCUGCCCGUCAUUGGCUACCGCAGAAAUCCCAAUCAGACCCGCAGAGCGACGGGCAACGACAGAUAG